CAAGGACUUCCUGAGGUGAAGCCAGCCCUGCCACCGAGAGGUGACAGCGAGUGGAAAGGGGAAGCUGGCACAAAACCCCUCCGUCACCGAGUCCGCCACCAUGGCCCGGCCAUGGCUCCAUCUCUGCAUCUGCCUCCAGAUCCCAGGUUUUUAUACAGCUCUACUUUUAACCCAAACCCCGGAGCGCAUUCUGACCCAAACGAACAACGAGACCGAAAUCCUCUGUGAGCUGAAGGAGCACAGCGGGGUGUACUGGUACCGCUGGAGCCAGGAGAGGCAACAUUUCGAGUUCUUGGUGUUUUCCAACACGCUGGGCAAAGCCACCUACGGCACAAACGUGAGCCAGGACAAGUUUAAUGUCCGUGAGGCGAGGUCCCACAGCUCCUCCAGCCUGCACAUCAGGCACCUGCGGCCCUCGGACAGCGGCACCUACUACUGCUCCGUGUCCCGGUCCUCCCAGCUCCUCCUGGGCAGUGGGACACGGCUCAGCGUGGUCGAUGCUUUGCCUCCGCCUCCAAAGACUACACAGACACCGGUGUCCCGAAAGCCUGCGCCGCAGAUAACCAAAAGCAAAGCUGCCAGCAGGACAGGUCCCUGCAGUCCCCUGGUCUGGAUCCCACUGGCCACUGGAGUCCUGCUCCUCCUGCUGAGCCUGGUCUCCGCUGCCCACCGCCUGUACCGUCUGCGGCGGAGGCUGUGGCUUCGCGUGCACGGGCAGUAAAUGCCAGUAAAUCCCACUGGCCCCUGCCUCGGACCGGCAGGGAGAAGUCACAGAGGCACCCCUGCAUCCCCUGCACGAGGCUGAGCACUGCCUGGACACGACCCUGGAAGGACCUGGCAGGGAACAGACGUGGGCUCGUACCACAAAACAGACAUUUCCUUCCUGCACCAGACUUUCAACAUCUUCCUUGGCACAACAGCCGGCAAAAGGACCAGGCUGGAUUCUGCAGCAUCCUGAGCACUUCUCAAAGGACACUGAGCAGGGCUGGCUCUGCACAGGAGGAAAGGGGCUGGUGUACCAGAGGGUUUCAGAUGGGCUGGAAAGCUCUGAGCUCCUUGGCUCUCCUCUGUGUUCAUUUCUAGGACAGCACAAAGGUGCUUUUUUUUGCUCCUGUUAAUACUGGUUGAUAAAAAUUCGGUAACGAACACUUUGAGAGCAACCAGCAGGGACGGGGCAGAGACAACUUGUAAAGACCCUGUGCAGGUUUGUUCAGCACCGAAAGUGAAUAUAUCACUCAGGUACUUCAUUCUGCAGACUGGUGUCCUUUGGUCCUGCUCAGUGAGGGACACAGUUGUGUGGCAAGCAAGGGAACCAUGGCCUCCAGCCAAGAAAGAGUUAAAGCAGAGCAAAAGCUCCAGGGGAGGGCAAAUCUGGGAGGGUGUCUUCUGCUAUGGGAGACUGCAAGCAGCCAGCAGUGGGAGAGAAAAACCAGACAAAGCCAUGCACACAAGGCCAAACACUUGGCAGAGCCUGAAGGUCAACUCCACCUCUGGGAGCAAACAGAGGCCCCCAGGGGCUGGCCCUGAGCCCAGCAUCACAGCAUGGCCAGCAGGAACUGCCCUGAGUGAUGCCUGGGUGUGCUGAGCCCCAAGUGACACCUGUGUCCUGAACCCUGUGUGACAUCCCUGCAUGCUGAGCCCCAAACGAUGCCCAAGUGUGCUGAGCCUCGAGUGAUGCCAGAAGCAGCCAAGGUCUCCCCAGGGAUGGUAACAGGGCUCAGCUGCUGCCCAGAGUGCCAAGGCAGAGCUGGGGCUGGAAAUUCGGCAUCCUGCUGAGCACAGGCAGUGAGCACUCGCUCUCAGAUGCACCCCCAGCCCCACAUCUGCUCACACACGGGCACCAGCACUGCGCCAGCUACAGUGAGGGCAAGGGGAAGGUGGUCCAGAGUGCCCAGGGCGGGGGAUAACACAAUCUUGGGAUGAGAUUGUGGGUGCAAAGCGUCACAGUGGCAGAGCAGCAUCACCCUGCCCUUCCCCUCCCUCCCCUCCCAGCUGCAGUGUGCUGCUGCUUUCCACUUUAAAAUGGAUUUUUCUGAGGAGCUCAGUCUCAAGGCCAGCUGUUGGUGGUUUCCCUCAAUGAUGCAGCGAUAAAGCUGGCAGUGGAUCAUGCUGAGCCAGCUUUCCCAGGCUGUGACACUCACCCAGGCUCUCAGACCACCCCACUGAUGACAGGGGACACCAGCUCGAGGCCCCACGCCACCCCAGGUGCAGCAGGGACAGGACUCUGAGCAUCUCUGAUUCCCAUCCAUCACAAUUUAUCCUCUGUGAGAGCUCAGAUUAACUAAAACCAUCAUUUUCCUAUCCUGCAAGCAGUGAGCAGAGCUUUUCCCCAGAAGCAGAGGGUUUUUAUGAUAUGUACAUUUUUCAGGACAGCUGUAAGAGAACCCCUUUGAAACUUCCCACAGGCAAAGGUUUACUCUUUAAAAAACAGGGCCUUUCCCUCUGCCUGCAGCUGCUUUUGAAACCCCAGCUGUCUUUCUCACACUUAAAAUGUCCUGACCCUAAUGUCCAUGCCUUGUUCAGCUCUCCCACCUCCCAGCCAGCACAGGAGAUGACCUCCCAUGGCCAAGCAAAUACAGGCUGCACAGCCCAAUCCUCCUCUCCCACAGGAAGGUGAGCAGCCUCAGGGAUAACCCUGCCCAGCCCACUCCUCUUCCUUCUUCUCCACACUCAGGACAUCCUCACAGGGUCUGACCUUCGCUGAAACCCCUCCCCAGGACAGCACCGUCUGGUCUUGAUAGACUUCAGCCACGAUUCCCAACUCCAAAACACGAGCACAAAGCCCAGGCAUUUACCCCUCCUCUCUCUGCUCACCCACAGCAAAGAAUUUGCUCAAUGUCUGAA
This is a messenger RNA of Hirundo rustica (Barn swallow), 2844 nucleotides long. RefSeq names its product CD8 subunit beta (gene CD8B). The transcript is spliced from 5 exons. Lineage: Eukaryota; Metazoa; Chordata; Aves; Passeriformes; Hirundinidae. The coding region runs from base 101 to 721 and encodes 206 amino acids. The record is from RefSeq and is a predicted model, not a curated record. Gene Ontology annotation, cellular component: cell surface. Gene Ontology annotation, molecular function: MHC class I protein binding; coreceptor activity. Gene Ontology annotation, biological process: regulation of immune response.